AAUGACAUGCGUUCAAAAUGUGUCGUGGUGAGAGUGGGGGCUGGACACUCAAUGGAGACGAAGUGAUUUUUUUUUUCCCCCUUUUUAGAAAAAAUAAAAAGUUAGUUAAAUUGUUACCGGGCACAUGGCAUUUUGUAGACAGUGUUUCUUUAGUGUUUCAUUGUUUUUAACUUUUGUUAUGGAGUUACAAUGGGAGAUCGCAGGGAUAAGCAGCGACAUUUGAAGGAUUUCCCUUAAAAAGCAACUAACCCAUUCAUGGAGCCGAAGGAGUGAGGGAUCAUGAGUACAGGUAUGAAGAAGCCACCAGUAGCCCCCAAACCCAAGCUGUUGACAUCUCAGAAGCCAGCCCCUCCUCCAAUUGCACCUAAACCUGAGAGCCUUCUUCCCUCUCCAUCUCUGUCCGCACCAAAACGUGGGAAACCUGCUCUAGCCCCUAAACCAUGCCUUGACAAGAUCAGCCCCAAAGCUGUCCAGUCAUCUCUCUCUAUCAGCACUGGCAAAUCUGAGGGCGCCCCCACGUCCAAAAAUGGGGGCCUUUCGCAUUAUAUCAUUCCGCCCAAGAGUCACCAUUUGGGCAAAACGAGGGGAUCCGAAGAGACGAGCGAAACAACAGAAUAUGAUGUAAGAAAAAAGCAAGGUAGUCCAAUAGAGGAGCUCAGCUGCAACAGUGCAAAGGAUCAGGUGACUUUACCCAGACAAGAUGUGCAAAACCACGUCCCCACACACUCCCCAGACACUCUUCCAGAUGCAAAGGAAGAUACGCACACAGCUGUGCUGGACAAGGAUCACAUACACACACAACCAGAGUUACACACUCCAACAGAAGAAACCUUCCAGAAUCAAGAGCAGCUUGCUGAGCAGUCUUCUCACACGCAGUGUUUAACCACUGAUGACACACAUAACAAUGUUUCUGUGCCUUCACCCCCUAGUAAGCCACUUCCUGUGCCUCAGCCUCGGCGUCCACGAAGAAACGUGCUUCUCCGCCAGAAGGUGGUGGUGGAGUAUCCAGCCAAAACUGAGACACACCCCUCUGGGGACCUUCAAACACAGGUGACACCUUCAGGAGACCAGCAGGCUUCACCAGAAGUUCCAGAAGACACUUUAUCGUCCAGCAAUUCUCACGCAAACAUUUCUCCAGACUCAAACACAGGCUCUGCCCACAUCACAGAUUCCACAGAUUCAAUCUGUUACACGCACAACUGUGGAAGUGCAACCCAGCCAGAGACUGUUUGCUGUUCUGAACCAGCCACUAGUGAAACCUUUAUUUCCACAGAGGAGGAGCCACAGCCACCAGCUCCACCCCCUCGACAAAAGUCCCUCCUUCAAAAUGGCAGUAACGAUUAUAAAAUGUCGUCUUCUCUGGAUAACCUGCUUCUUACAGAGCAUGCAGACUCGGAGAGAUUUGACGAGAAGCUAGAAAAAGAAGAUGAGGAGGAUGAUGAAGAAGAUGGCGCAUAUGGGGAUUUUGCUCGUUGUCCAUUCACUAGGAGUUUACCCAAACAAAUUAGACUCAACCGUAGCCCUCAGGUGGCGACUAUAACCAAGGCAUCUUCAGCAGAAGAGAGCUCGCCAAAGAUCGCUCCCAAGAAGCCUCAGAGGCAUAGUUUACCUGCAUCUGCACUGUUGAGAAAACAAAUCACGCCACCUCACACAGCUAUUCCAGCCCCUUCCCCUGUCUUUGGAGCCCUUCCCGCCCCUCCCACUGAAAAACCCUCAUCAUGGCGUGUCACUUUCUCAGGAAUCCCUCUGUUUGGUAAGCAACUAUCUCAAAGUGCUAGCCAAUCACAGACAAGUGAUGGAAAGAGGCCGGGAUCAGUGCUGGUCAAGCAGAGGGCGAGGUCAUUCUCGUCGGCUGAUCUCCUGCGCGUGGAAUCAGGAGGCGGUGUGCAGAAACACCGGAGCCUGAAGAAACUUCUCGAAGUGCGUGUCAAGCUGUUUCCAAAGCUGUUACGUGGUGGAACGUCUCUGGACUGCACUAGCACGGAUACGGAGUGUGUCGCACAUACCGAGGUCACACCCACCAGUGAGGAGGUCACUCUGCAUGAUGAAGAAGGGGAUUGUGGGGUCGAAUAUGAGAAUGUUCCCCUCUAUGAGGAGAUUCCUGAGUACAUGAACCUGCCCUGGGUCUAUUCCAAUCCGAAUACGGAUAGUGGAGUGUAUGAAGUGCAGGAACCGUAUGAAAUGAGCAGGCCUCAUUUGAGCGGUGACCUGUCAGAGGAAGAAGAGGGGCUGAGCUCCAACGAGGAGGAUGACAACAGCUCCACCUCCAGCAAAGAUGAAAUGGACCAUUCGAGAGACAAAGAGGAGGUCGAGAAAGCAAAAAGGAAUAAAGUGGUUCACAUUGCCAUGGAGAUCAUGAGCUCAGAGAAAGUAUUUGUGGAUGUUCUGAAGUUGCUGCACAUUGACUUCCGGGAUGCGGUUGCCAAAGCGACCCGUGCCAGUGGGAAGCCUGUGGUGGAGGAGCGGGUGUUGAAUCAGAUCCUCUACUACCUGCCUCAGCUUUACGAGCUCAACAAGGACCUGCUGAGAGAGCUGGAGGAGAGAGUCGCACACUGGUCAGAUCACCAGAGGCUGGCUGACAUCUUUGUGCAGAAGGGACCGUAUCUGAAGAUGUACUCGACAUACAUCCGAGAGUUCGAUCGCAACGUGGCCCUGUUAGACGAACAGUGCCGCAAAAACCCUUCUUUCGCCACAGUCGUCCGUCAGUUUGAGACGAGCCCUCGUUGUGCCAGUCUGGCUUUAAAGCAUUACCUACUGAAACCAGUGCAGAGGAUCCCACAGUACCGACUCCUGCUGACAGAUUAUUUGAAAAAUCUUCCUGAAGACUCCUCGGACUAUAAGGACACCCAAACUGCUCUUGGGGUGGUGAAGGAAGUUGCAAAUCAUGCCAAUGACAUCAUGAAACAAGGGGACAAUUUCCAGAAGUUAAUGCAGGUUCAGUGCAGUUUGAACGGACAUCAUGAAAUAGUGCAGCCUGGAAGGGUGUUUCUUAAGGAAGGUACGCUGAUGAAACUAUCCAGAAAAGUCAUGCAGCCAAGAAUGUUCUUCCUGUUUAAUGACAUCCUGCUGUAUACCACUCCUGUACAAUCUGGCCAGUAUAAAGUAAACAGUAUGCUGUCUCUGGCUGGUAUGAAGGUAAGCAAGCCCAGUCAGGAGGCUUAUCAAAACGAACUGAACAUUGAGAGUGUUGAACGUUCUUUCAUCCUGUCUGCCAGCUCAGCCACAGAGAGAGACGAGUGGCUAGAAGCCAUCACUACAGCAAUAGACGACUACACAAAGAAGAAAAUCUCAUUUAUCUCCAGCCGAAGCCAAGAGUCUGAGGAAGUCCCCGCUGAUGAUUCUCCACUGGGUUCUAAAGCUCCUAUCUGGAUCCCUGACCUCCGCACGACCAUGUGUAUGAUCUGUACCUGCGAGUUCACCCUCACCUGGAGACGCCACCACUGCCGGGCCUGUGGCAAGGUUGUGUGCCAGGCGUGCUCGUCGAACAAAUAUUAUCUGGAGUACCUGAAGAAUCAGCUAGCACGAGUGUGCGAUCAGUGUUACGUCAAACUACAGCAGAAAGAUAAAGGAGAGCAGUCCGAGGUGGCUGUUUCACCCAGCGGCCGCAGCUCAGCCUUCUCCUUCUCUAGAAAACAAAAGAAGAUUCCCUCAGCGCUGAAAGAGGUUUCUGCUAAUACAGAGAACUCCUCUAUGAGUGGCUACCUUCAGAGAUCGAAAGGCUACAAGAAACCAUGGAAGCGGCUGUGGUUCGUCAUCAAGAACAAAGUGCUUUACACGUACGCUGCUAGUGAGGAUGUUGCAGCAUUGGAGAGCCAGCCGCUGCUGGGCUUUUUCCUGAGGGAAGAGAAGUCUGGACCGGCAGAGAAGCUGCAGUUUAAACUCUACCACAAAAACAUACUGUAUUAUAUCUUCAGAGCGGAUGAUAUUCCUACAGCUCAGAGGUGGAUUGAGGCGUUUCAGGAGGCCAUGAUUCUUUGACUAAUGUGGAUAAUAAAUAGUUUCCUAGAACUCUUUUUUUUUCCCAGCCUGCAGCAGUAACGUUGAGGAACAGUGCCUGAGCUCAAAAGACACCAAUUAAAGUAUUAAAGCAAGUUUGGAACUAAGGAUGCGACCUAGCAACCUAGCAAAGGAGCGUGGCUUCUUUUUAUUCCAGUCUCAAAAGCAAAAUCAAACAGGUGUUUGAAAUCAUUGAGGUUGUGCAUUAGUGACUGGAAACACCAGGACUGUCAGAAAAGCCAAGACCAUUAACCUCCUGUUCCACAGCUGGAGCUGGAUUCUGCCUCACAUUCAAAUCUCUUUGGACAUGUGUGUGCCAAAUGAAUCAAAUGGAUUUGUAGGUCAAGGGACUAACUGAGAUUUUACAUUAAAGAUACCAGCAAAUUAGUCAGAUUCUGUGACUUUAAACAAGUACUGCACACUGUCCAGACACCUGACGUGGCACUGGACAUACGAAGAACAUCCAGUGUGAAGUUCUGUGAGAGUGAAGAAGGCUGUAAGUGUGAAGAGUGUGUCGGAAAGGUCAUGUUUGAUCACGGGUCAGAUGUGGACGGACAUGCACAAGCAAGUGUGAAUUUUCAGUGCCUUGAGUUCUGCGUCGAUGAGCAAACAUGUUUGUCUGCAAUGGUGCAUCUUGGGAGAUGUAGGAUACCACUGUAAAAGCCAGUAGUCUUUUUUUUUUUUUUUUUUAAUUAUUAUUAUUUUUAGAAGCCUUAAA
This is a messenger RNA of Hemibagrus wyckioides, 4714 nucleotides long. RefSeq names its product FYVE, RhoGEF and PH domain containing 6 (gene fgd6). Lineage: Eukaryota; Metazoa; Chordata; Actinopteri; Siluriformes; Bagridae. The record is from RefSeq and is a predicted model, not a curated record. Gene Ontology annotation, cellular component: cytoplasm. The transcript is spliced from 21 exons. The coding region runs from base 280 to 3978 and encodes 1232 amino acids. Gene Ontology annotation, molecular function: metal ion binding; guanyl-nucleotide exchange factor activity.